This is a messenger RNA of Salpingoeca rosetta, 1594 nucleotides long. RefSeq names its product dihydroorotate dehydrogenase. Gene Ontology annotation, biological process: pyrimidine ribonucleotide biosynthetic process; 'de novo' pyrimidine nucleobase biosynthetic process. The transcript has a single exon. Gene Ontology annotation, molecular function: dihydroorotate dehydrogenase activity. Bases 33 to 1307 code for a protein of 424 amino acids. Gene Ontology annotation, cellular component: cytoplasm; mitochondrial inner membrane. Lineage: Eukaryota; Choanoflagellata; Craspedida; Salpingoecidae. The record is from RefSeq and is a predicted model, not a curated record.
UCACAAAUCUUCACGACUUGAGCAAGCCAAAGAUGCGCUUGGUUGUGCGGCGGUUGGCUGGUGCAGCAGUGGCAGCGGCGUGUGCGCACGCUGUUGUUGUUCAGCGGAGCAUGUUUGGCGACGACGCCGCGUUCAGCGUCGCCGAUUUCCUGUCCGUGUAUGGACUGCGCAACCUGGACCCCGAGCGCGCCCACGUGUGGGCAGUCAAGGCCGCAGCGUGGCGGCUGACACCGCGGCAGACGCAACCGGACCACCCGAGCCUGAAGACCCGCGUCUGGAACAUGGACUUUGACAACGUGGUGGGCCUUGCCGCAGGUUUUGACAAGGACGCAGAAGGCAUCGACGGGCUGCUGGACAUGGGAUUUGGGUUUGUGGAGGUCGGCAGCAUCACGCCGCUGCCUCAGCCGGGCAACCCGCGCCCGCGCGUCUUCCGCUUGCUGGAGGACGGCGCAGUGAUCAACCGGUACGGGUUCAACAGCUGCGGCAUCGGGCCCGCCCAACAGCGCCUGCGGGCGAGGUGGGUGCAGUUCAGCACCUCAGGCGCGUCGCAGCCACCAUCCUCAGCAGCAACAGCCGGAGCAGGCUUUGCGUGGCCGUGGAGCCACCCCGCCCGCCGCGGUGUGGUUGGCGUGAACCUGGGCAAGAACAAAACACAGGACAACGCCGCCCUCGACUACUGCGCCGGCAUGCGCGCGCUCGCGCCCUACGCAGACUACGUCGUGGUCAACGUGUCCUCACCCAACACACCGGGCCUGCGGGCGCUGCAGGGCCGCGCUGCGCUGUCUCGACUGCUGGGCGAAGUGAAGCGCACACGCGACUCGCUCGACUUCUCGUCACGGCCGGGCGCAUCACCGCCGCCGCUGCUGGUCAAGAUCGCGCCGGAUCUCACGGACCAGGACAUUGACGACAUUGUCGCCGUCGUGAAAGAGAUUGGCAUUGACGGUAUCAUUGUGUCCAACACCACCAUCGCCCGUCCAGCCUCGCUGCAAUCGGAGCACAGGGAGGAAGGCGGCGGGCUGAGCGGGCGGCCGCUGCGCGAUGCCAGCACGGCUGUAUUGGCCAAGGUGUACGCGAAGACGGGCGGCAGCGUGCCCCUGAUUGGCGUCGGUGGCGUGUCGUGUGCUGCAGACGCAUAUGCCAAGAUCCGGAGCGGGGCGUCCCUGGUGCAGCUGUACACGGCGAUGGCGAUUGAGGGCCCUGGUGUCGUGCAUGCCAUCAAACGUGACCUGCCCCAACUGCUCGCUGCCGAUGGCUUCUCCUCUGUAUCCGCAGCCGUUGGCGCCGACGUUCCCAUCAACAGCAAAUGAAGGGGCCCAAUCUGUGCUGCUGCUGCUGCUUCGUGUUGUGAUGGGAUCUGUGUGUGAUGUGACAUGUGUGUGUGUGUGUGUGUGUGUGUGUGUGUGUGUGUGUGUGUGUGUGUGUGUGUGUUGUAACUGCUGCUUCGUGUUUACUGUUAACUCAACCCUUCUGCGCUUCCCCCGAAUCACCUUUGUGGCACCGUGUGUUGCUUGCGGUUGUUUAAUGAACUCAAAUUUGCUCUUCAGCCAGAAAUCCGUUCACAAUGUAACAGGGGCUCUCUGCCUCUUCAAACGCA